UCUUGUUUUAUUUCAUCAGGUCUCCCAUCCAUGGAUAUAUCCUCGAUGCCACGCAGCUACGACAGGCUGAUGGGUUGCAUCGCUAACGUCCAAUUCAGCUGGACCUCCUCCAGCUCCACCCCUGCUGCCGCCAACCCCAUCCAGGUCACCACCAGCCCCCCUCAAGGCACCAACCAGGCCCCCACUGACCCCCCUGCCACCGCCGACACCAACCCCCCUGCCGACACCAACCCCCCUGCCCCUGACACCACCGCCCUCCCUGACAUUCAGCCACCGAGCUCAAAUGACACCAGCGGGAACGUGACGGCUUCGGGGACCAGUGAGACGAGCGGGUCGCUACCUACUGAAGCCGCUGCGACAGAGAGGAGUGGAUCAACAGUCGGCAGCGGCGCUGAAGCAACUCCGACGGAAGCAGGAAAUGAUGUGCCCAUAAGUUACAGAGUUCGCGUUGAGGAUGGGUGUAUCAAUGGUUGUGAGACUGUCAACCCCUGUCAGCAUGGAGAGUGCAUCAAUGACUACUCAUCCCUGUCCUGCAACUGCUUCAUGAGUGGCUACGAAGGAGAGAGAUGUGAACAUGAAGGUGCUACCCCAGUUACUUUCGGAGGCUUCCAGUAUCUCACCUACACACUGUAUCUGGGAAACCAAGAAACUUACAGUGCUCAAGACCUAAUCAGUAUGAAGUUUAAGAUCAAUCCAACCCACAAAUCAGCAGUCUUGUACUAUGCAGUGGGAGCUCUACCAACCCAGACCUACCUAGCUGUGUUCAUCCAGGCUGGCAAGCUCUCUGUUAAUAUCAAAUACAGCACACAGGACAUCUUGGAGUUCUUGGAACUUGGUGUCGUCAAUGAUAAUGUCUGGCACUCCGUCUCGGUCGCUCAGAAUGAGAGGGUCGUCACGGUGACCUUUGACAACUCCACCAUGAACCACACCAUCACAGGAAGCAACACUGUUUUCACCUUUGACCCUGUCAGUCAUAUCGGAGGUGGAGAGGGUCUGGAUGGAUAUCCAGGUCUUCCUGUAAGCACCAACGUUGUCGGAUGCCUGAAGGAGGUCUAUAUCAAUCGUUUUGACGUGACCAGCGCCCUCCACGCCCAGUCCUCCACCAGGGUCUUCUUCAUGGGCGGAGCCCCGUCUUUUGAGUGCCGCGACAUCGACAUCGUCCCGGUGACCUUCCCGACCCCAGAAUCCUACAUUCAUCUGGAGGGGUGGCAUACAUCUGACUUGAGCCUAAGAUUUGCAUUCAGGACAGCUAACGCCUCUGCUCUGAUCAUGACAGCUCAUGUCUAUAUGAAUGACACACACCAAGGAAGGCUAACCUUGGAUCUUGAGGAUGGUGUUCUGAUGGUGAAGCUAGCGACCGAUCCUCACAUUGCUCUCACUCUCGAUUACUCCACAUCCGUUGGAGCAAGGCUACACGAUGGUUUAUGGCAUGAAGUCAAUCUUACAAUGGCAAAGAGCAAAGCAGUGUUGGAGCUGGAUGGGGAGUCUGCAUCGUUCAUGUUCACAGAGACUCUAACACCGCGCGGAACAGUAUACUUAGGAGGUUGGAACGGCAAGGGAUUCGAGGGAUGCAUGCAGAACAUCUACAUGCAGGAGGAGAUGCUGGUCCCUACCGAGGUCUAUGGGACCCUGGUCAUGAGGGGGGUGACCCUGGAUGGUUGCCCCCUCCCCGGGAACCCCUGCGUGGCCGGCGAGGUUGAGUGCGCCAAUGGAGGCACCUGUGUGGAGCAGGACGGGAGACCGGUGUGCCUCUGCACCGACCCCAAGUUCACCGGCGUCCGUUGCCAAUUUUACACCUACAAGAGUUCCUGCGCAGAGUAUUUCUAUUCAGGCGACACUGCAUCUGGAGCUAAGCUCAUUGAUAUUGACGGUGCUGGACCAUUUGAACCGUUUUACAUCAACUGUGAUUUCAGUCAAGGAACAACAGCUUUUGUGAUCCCUCACAAUCUUCAGCCCGAGACGCUGGUCCGUUACGCUGAACUCCCUCACGUUGAGUUUGACCUAGAGUACCAGUUCAUGACCAAUGCCAUGCUCCAGUUCCUAGUCGGAAGGUCCACGGGCUGCUCUCAACAUUUUAACUACCAUUGCUUCGAAGCACCCCUGAGGCUAGGCAGCGGCACUAUCAUAACCACUGUAUCGGGCAAGCAAGUGCAAAGAAAUGCCAUGCCUUUCAUAGGAGACUGCGACAAGGGACGCUCAACGUGGAUGAGAGAUAGUGGUUACAUCACAAACAUGUUCUAUCUACCGAUCACCAAGCUGAGUUUGAAACCGUACAUUCACACUGGAGAGGAUUUCACCAAGGGAACUCUGACUGUUGGCCCACUCCGAUGUGAAAAGACACUGGGCUACACUCAUCCAUACACCGUGUCUCUGUUGAACCAAGAGCAGUUUCUGCCCAUGGAGGGAUGGCACUCCGGAAUGUUCUCCUUCAGCUUCCGUACCCACGACCUCAACUCUGUACUCUUCCACCAGAGGGCAACGUGGAGGACGCACAACUUCCUCAUGGCAUCUAUCACCGGACCAAACACCCUGAAGAUGGAGCUCCACAUGAACCAUGACAUCCAGACACACACCAUCACCACCGAGAGGAUGAUGACCGAUGGUCAAUGGCAUACGAUGACCCUUCAGAAGACCACCCAUGAGAUCCAUGUGACCAUUGACUUUGACCGCUACUCUCUCACCCUGCCGGUCGGUCAGAAGAUGGGCCCAUUCCAUGGGCAGAUGCAUCUCGGUGGCAGUGGAGUUCUUCCAUCAGGUUUCCAUGGGAUGAGUGGCUGUCUUGCAGGAGUGCUCAUCAAUGGCAAAUAUCAAUUCAUCUAUGAUUACUACAAUGAGUAUACGAACGAGUACAUGAAGCCUGGCUGCAGCAGUGCAUGUGAUAAACAACCCUGUCAGAAUGGAGGAGAGUGCCUGGAUGAAUGGGGUUCAUUCAUGUGUAAAUGUACUCAUCCCUCAUUGCUUGGACAGACCUGUGCAACCGACAAGAGGAUGGACACCCUCACCUUCCAAAUGGACUCCGCCUUCGUGAACCUUGACCCCAAGGACACUGCCGUCCUGACCUCCGACUUCCAUCUUGGGUUCCGUACCUUCCAGACCGAUGCCCUCCUGUUCUACGCCCACGACCAGGUCGGAAACUUUGUCCAGCUGGACGUUGAGGGAGGAGACUCCCUGGUGAUGAAAUUCAACAAGGGCAAGGAAGUGGUGCAGAUUGUGUCUAGGAUGAAUGCCUCUGCUUUAAAUGAUGGUUCAUGGAUCGAUGUUUCUGUUCUACGAGAUGAAAGAUCAAUCAAACUGGUCAUCGAUGAGCAAUACUCCUCCUCCAUGGAUGGAAAUGCAACACUCUUGACAGAGAAUGAUGGAACACCUUUCACAGGUGUACCAGCUACCGUCAGACCGCUGCUGCCAUUCAGUGGGCCUUCAGAAUCCUUUGUUAAGAUCUACGUCGGUGGAGUACCAGAGGGUACCACAACUGUCCCCACCCUGCAGGGCUGCUUCAGGGGGCUCGUCAUCAACGGAGAAGGAUUCAACCUGCAGGAGAAGGCUGAGAAUGAGGAGGGUAUUUCAGCGACGUGUACAGAUAACUGUCUUCCAAACAACCCCUGUAUGAAUGGGGGCUCAUGCUCUGAGAAAUGGGACUCUUUUGAAUGCAAUUGUACAACUACCUCAUACACCGGCAAGACUUGUACUGAAGAUGUUGGUGCGACCUUCAAAGAUACCACCGCCCUCCUGUACCCCCUUAUUGCUACUCCUGACCAGCCAGCGGACGUUCUGGAGACAGAUGAUCUCCAGUUUGGAUUCAGUACAACCUCCCCAGAUGGAACCAUCUUCUAUGUUAGGAACAACUUUGCUGAAAGCGCUGAACAGAAUUACAUCAGUGUCAGCUUGCAGGGGGGACACCUCAAAUUUGUCUUCAGCUUUGGCGCAGAAUUAGUUGAGGUUGAGAAAACUGGACCAUACAAUGAUGGAUUCCGUCAUGGAGUGGUUGUGAAGAGAUUUGGAAGGAGGAUCUUGGUUGAUGUCGAUAACCAAGGGGAGGAUUACGUCACCCUCUUGUCAGCACCACGCCCGUUCCAGGGCAGGGCAGCCAUCUUGGUAGGAGGUGUAGAAAACAACAUGAGUAUGUUCAGUUCUGGUGGAUAUGAGGGGUGCAUCUCAAGCUUAUACUAUAACCACAAGACCCCUCUUGAUCUAGACAUCAAUGGUUUAGGUAUGAAGAGGGCAGAGUGUGCUGCAUUCAAAGCUGUCUCAACCACCAGCACCAUGACCACAGAGAUGCCUUCAAAUCCAUUGCUCAAUAAGGUGAUGACCAUGCCUCCAUGGAAUGUGGCCAGGGCCAAAGGUCAGGAGGUCGAGUCAGAAGGACCGGUAGAGAAACCCCGGGAUAUCCUUCUCAUGGGUAUCAUCAUAGCUGUAUUUGUAGUUGCCUUCCUCAUCCUCAUUGUUUGCAUCAUCGUCACGGCGAUAAGUAUAAAGAACAGCAAUAAUCAGCAAGCAGCGGCAGCAGCUGCUAAAGAUGGGGAGCCUAAAGAAAUGGACGGCUUACUGGAAGAGGGGAGGGGUGGCAGCUCAGGGCGAAGUGGGAAAGGAGGCAACCCCUCUCCCGGCAAACGACCCCCCUCAGCUGAGAUAAGCAUUAAAGAACUAGAAUGGGACCCGCAGAUUGAGAAAUACAUACGCCAGCCCGAACUUGAGUGGGACAACACCUCGUACAGCAGCCCUGACACGCCCCUAGCUGUCACCCCUGAUGGGCCCUCCCAGACCCCAUCGGAGGCACCAAGCACCCCUGGGACCCCCCGAUCCAUGCCCAAUAGCCCCUCCCCAACCCUACUCCAGCUAGCUGCUAAUCAUAGUCCGCACUUGUAUAACACUAGCUUUCUAGACUACUCAACUAACAAUUCAGAUCUUGCCAAUCUGAGGCACAUAAAGGAUACACCUGUAUGAAAAUUAAAAAAAAUCAUCUGAAAAUUAGCAGAGUGUUGCAUGUAUAUUCUUAUAUUAAAAUAAGAACAAAUUAUGACAAUACUUUAUUCUUGAGAUGAUUUCAUUAAUGUUACUCAGUUAGUUAAAAACUGAGGUUCAUUUUGUGUAUAACAUUGAUAUUCAGGUAAAGAUAUACAAUUAUAUUGUGAUGCGUCUAUGUAGGAAUCUAUUGACAUAGGACAGUCAUUGUUGUAUAAUGAUGUGGCAUUAUGAUGUAAAAGUUCGCAUUAAUAUUUGGUCAUUCUCAAAAACUAUGCAGAGAUCUAACAAUUAAAUUAUACUGAGAUUUUAUAAUACAAAUAGCUAAAAAAAGAUGCAAGUUUUAUCACGUUAGUUGGGCUGAACUUGAUGAUGUUUUGCAUAUGAAAAUAUUAGUUUAAAAUAUUAAAUAUUAAAGGGGUUGAUAAAGUCUGUUUGAAACCGUUUUGUUCAAAACAUAUUUUGUUCCUUUCAUGUAAUAUAUUGUGGAAUUUGAAUCAUUUGAUGACUUUAAUUCUUUGUCUUAUAGCAUUUGCAAUAUAUGUUUUUGUUUAAGAAAGUUAAGUAUGUUCUGGAAAUCUGUAUGAUAAAUAAAUUUUAAAAUAUUUCAUAGUUAAAUGGAUGAAAAUAUAACUUCAUAACUUAUUUCCUAUUUUCAGGAUAUAUGCAAUGCUGUUGUUUAUUCAAUCAGCAAAUAGAAGGGACAAAAGAAUUAAGUUAACAUCAAAUUUUAAUCUUUUCCCACCAGCCAAUCAACUGAGAAAAUCAGCUUGUGGAGAAAAUUUCAAGCUCGAGUUUUCGAACCUCCACCGUCACUUAUAAACCUAUUUCCUGCUGCUGCUGCUGUUGAAGAUGGCAAUAGAACUUUAUAGUAGGAUUAAGGAAAAGUCCUGGUAACAGAACUAUCUGUAGAUCUCAUUCUAGUAGAGAAUAAUGAUAACGUUUUUGAAAUUGUCUUGUAUCAUGUUUUGACAGCCGAAUGGCUUUGAUCGUUUGAAUUCCUCAUGCUGUGUGUAAAUACACCAACAAGACCAACACCAAGGCCCCGUUUCACACAACUCUUUAUCAGUAAAAGUUACAGUGACUGUUAUAAGCUACUGAAAUCGUGGCAUUUGAUUGGCUGAGAGCAAAUUUGUCAUAGGAAUUCAGCAUUUGUUACUGAUAACAAGUUUUGUGAAACAGGGUCCAGACUGACAAUAGACCAAAUAAAAAUUCCAUAACCCAGAAGGCCAAGAUUGAUGUUGUCAUUGAUCGGUCGAUUUAGAGUCGGUUUGUUAGUGGAACUUGGUUUUUUACUCUCAUAAAACUUGUACCAAAAAGCUAAAACACUGCAUUGUGUCUGCUUGGAGCCAGAUGGGGGUUAACUCUGUGUGACCGUAUAUAAGUUACCGCCUUUCUGAUCCCAAGCAGACAAUUUCACAUAUACCAAGAGGCCUUAUUGAAUAGAAACUGAACAAAUGAUAUUCCACGUUGCCAAAGUGGGUAUCACUUGUCUUGUAUGUUUUUAUCGUAGUCGUAUGUAGAAGUCCAGAUGUUUUACAAGAUCGUUGUAAAAAAAUAAGUGUUUUUGUAAAGGAUGUUUAUCUGUGUACAGCUCCUGUAUUCAAAUAGUUGAUGAAAAAUGAAAGUUUGCUGGGAUGCGUAUGUUCUUACUUCUUUGGGAGACAUUUCUAUACAAUUUUGAAGGAAAUCAUUUCGAUCUUCCCAUUCUACAUAAAUUUUUGUAUAGAAUUUUCAAUUCAUUCUUGAUGAAAGAGUGUGAUAUUUUCUUGGAGCUUUGAUAGUAAUCUCCUUUUGUGAAGAUGGGAGAUAUUGAGGUAAAGAAAAAAAGAGGGAGACGUUUUCACAAUUAUUUUGAAUAACAUGGGCAAACUUUAUUUGGUUUUCGAUUGAUUGCAUUGAUAGAAUCAAAAUGACUAAUUACUGUAUUGAAAAGUAUGACAAAUAUGUGCAAACUUUAUUUUACAGUUGGAAUAAUCAUUCCUAUCUAGUUUGAUGAACUCUGAAAUACCGCCUCACAACUCAGGAUAUACAAAUAUUGUAUUUUCUGUAUGGAGUUUUAGUUUAGGAGUUAAGAAAUGUUAAGUGAAAGAAUUUUAAAAAUUGAUCUGAGAAGUUUAGUAGUUUUUUGCUGAGUUUGUGAUGGUAUAUAUGGGAUUUAUCGGGGAUUUAAUGAUGCGUCUGAACUAAGUUUACAGUCACUUUCUUGUCUUAUAACUGUUCAUUUCUACUUCGGUUUCAAACUGAGAAAUAAUGUAAGGUCUUGCAUUUAAAGUGACAAGUUAAUGACGAAAAUUAUUCUUAUAGCUGUCAAUAAACUGUAAGAGUAUGCAAUGUGGUGAUACAGCAAUCUCGAUAAUUUAUGUUUAUUUUACUUUUACUGUAACCUCGUGAUCAAACACAUAUAUAUUUGGGAAUGUGACAAUAUAUGAAUCAUUUUGAUGUUUUUGUUUUUAUCACAUUGGUAAUACGUGUUCCAUAAUAUCACUUUAGAUUUCAGGUAGAGCCAUAUAUUUUGUAUUCUGAAAAUUGUGUGACUUUUGAAAUAUUUUUCAUACAUCCAUUGUGAGUAUUUACUUUAUUUAUGUUUAUACAAUUUCGAUGAUUUCUAUUGACAUAUAUAUUAAUUUAUUUAUAGUUUUCCAUCUCCCUUUGGUUGAAACGUUUUUGUUUUGUAUAUAUUUGCGUUUAUGUAGAGGUUUUAUGACAAUUGUGAUAACGGUCAAUAUCUUGCCAAAUGUAUGAAUAUCAUAGGUAUUUAGGAGGAAUGUCAGAACAUUAUAUACAAAAUGAAAUCAAAGGCCUAUUCCAUAUCAUAGUUCAUUAUUUGUUUUCCAAUUAACUUUGAAUGUUAGUAAAGUGACCAGGAAUCCCCAAAAUUUGGCAAAGCACUUUAUGCUUGUGUGGGCUCCUCAGAUCGGUGCAUGAUCUGCAAGAGAUUUGCCUGGAAAUAAGGAAAGCAUUUUGAUUGUGGAAAACAGCAUUCCAUUGCCAGACUAAAAAUGGAUCCUGUUCAACGUUAAAGUUUUUAAAUGGUGAUUGAAAACUUCCACUUUUUAACAGCAUCGUCAAAGUAUUCAGAUUAUCCACCAAAUUAACAGAAAAAUAUUUUUCCAACUCUCUAUCAGGCAGUAUUUCAAGAGUAUUUAUUCCAGAAGGCUUCCAUAUUUUGAAAAAAACUGUCGGUUGUGCUAUGUAUUUCUGUGAUUAUUUUUUUUCUUGUAUUGUGGCACCAUGCAACCAAAAAUAAUAAUCAGUGUUAAAUACGUGGGAAUAUCUGUUGUAAUGUUUCAAUCAAAUGCUCACUAAAUCAUAUGUGAUCAUUUAUAAUGGCAUUUUGCAGUUUUUGUGUGUCAUAACUUUUACUAACCAACCAAAUGGAAGAUCAUUGUUCAAGUCAUAAUUUUUUUUUACAUGACCCAUUUUAUUAGGAAAAAUGAAGAAUCUGUGUCAUUUAUAUGAUUUAUUUUGUAGAAGUGAUUUAGUAUGUAUGCCACGUAAUGAUAAGGUAGUGCAAUUAACGAUUCGGUGUAUUUGUUGUAUUUAUUAUUUUGAUGUCUGUUAGAAAAUAACAUUCCUUUAUUUGCAAUUUACUUAAUGUAGAAUAAGUCUAGAAGAUUUGAGUCACGUCUUGCAUUUGUGAUUUCUUAUUCAUGUUGACCAAGCCAUUUUUAUAUCAGUGGAUGUUUUUUCAGAAGAUUUUAUUCAGACCCUCCUCGCGUGUUUCAGUGUUUAAUACAUACAUAUUUUCUUAUGACUCUUAAGACACCACGUUCUUGAAAAUUAGACUUCAGAUAUGGGAUUUGUAAUUGAAACAAAGGAAAUGCAAUGGAUUUCUUUUUAGGGUGGGGGAGCUGAGAGAAAUAGUUUGAUAAAGUUGCCCCAACCCUUUAUCUUGGAGUUAAUAAACGCGGAACAAUUUGUUGCCGAAGUAUAUAGAAUGUCUGGCCACCGCUUGACUAUAUUAUAUAGAAUCAUAAAGACUGAAAUUUUUUGUCUGGGCACGAACUGAGAGGGCGCUUUUUUGUUUAUAGAUGAUUUCUGCAUGUUUAAUUAUGAAGACAGUUGAAAAAGGAGUGUCUAUAUGUAUGUUUCCACCGUAACUGUUUGAGUAAAUUGUCUUUCACCUGACUUUUGCAGUUUACUACUAUACUGUUGAAACAAUGAAAUAAAAAAUGUAGCAUUUUUCCAGCAUCUGAUGGGAAAUGAAUAAAUCAUGA
This is a messenger RNA of Strongylocentrotus purpuratus (purple sea urchin), 9179 nucleotides long. RefSeq names its product neurexin-4. Lineage: Eukaryota; Metazoa; Echinodermata; Echinoidea; Camarodonta; Strongylocentrotidae. Gene Ontology annotation, molecular function: calcium ion binding. The transcript is spliced from 30 exons. Bases 31 to 4941 code for a protein of 1636 amino acids. The record is from RefSeq and is a predicted model, not a curated record.